This is a messenger RNA of Hemibagrus wyckioides, 3309 nucleotides long. It is a transcript of the gene perm1b, whose product is annotated as PPARGC1 and ESRR induced regulator, muscle 1. Bases 253 to 2994 code for a protein of 913 amino acids. Gene Ontology annotation, biological process: response to muscle activity; regulation of DNA-templated transcription. Lineage: Eukaryota; Metazoa; Chordata; Actinopteri; Siluriformes; Bagridae. The record is from RefSeq and is a predicted model, not a curated record. The transcript is spliced from 4 exons. Gene Ontology annotation, cellular component: nucleus; cytoplasm.
CAGUUUAGUCCAGCUCACUAUUAAUGGGUGCGUAGCAUUACCAUGGGUAUGGCAGCACACAUUCAAACCUUCAUGUGACCAGAGACACGGCUCUAUUUAUAACAGAGCGAGACAGAGGCCCCACAUUCCCACAUACAAGGGCAGUGCGAAUGUUGUGGACAGUGGCAUGCCAACCUUGGGCAAUGUUCAAGUAUUUGGAAAAUAUUACUUACAUCUAAAGAUGCUGAUUCAUGCUGCGUAAACCCCCGUGUAAUGGAUGACUUAGAGCACAGUGUUGUGAUAGCAGAGCGAGACUGGGAGAGUUUCUAUGAGGAGAGUGAGGAAUGCUCUAUUCAACCCGCAUGGCUUGCAAGCCUGGAUGAUUCAAGCCUCAGUGACACUGAUGAUGAUGAGAAAAAGUCCACCCAAGGGCCUGAUUUAGAUCUCCAGAUCCUGCCGGACAAACCAGAUAAAGAGCUUGAUGCUGCAACAUUGAGAAAAAGUGAAGUGGAUGACUGUAAAUCUGAGAAGCCCGAAUGCUCAAGUUACAAGACAGACAACAAUAGAUUUUCUGAUGAAACUGCAGAGAUUAGUAUGAAUGAUGUCUCAACCACACAUGCAUGCUCGAUCUCAGAUAGCAGUGUAGGUGUUAAUGACACCGAUUUCACCGAUCAGCAACGUGCUGCCUCAGGUGUGAAGGAUUUAAGAGAGCAUAAUGAAAAUCACAGUGAGGAUAAGUCAUGUCAAGCCAUUGGAGAGCCAAACACUUCCUUCUCAUGUAUUCAGGAUUCUGGGCAUGUUGGCAGCUCAGAAGCAGAAACAGUUGUACAGGAUUCAGAAAGUUUAGCAACUCCAAAAAAAGAGAAAGAACGGUGGUUUGUCACAGUAAAUGACAGUCCGGUCAUGCUAAGAGUAAAAUCUGGACAAAAAAAGGGCAGAAAAAAAAAAACCUCUAGGAAGCUAGCCCGACAUAGCAUAGUAACAGAAAGACAGAGCUCUGUCUCAAAUAAUAGUAAUAAUAAAGAAGAAAAAGAAGUAAUGGAAGAUGGACAAAUAUUGCAGAAUGAAUGUAUGCAACCUUCUCUAACAUAUUCUGAACAUAUUUACUUCAAUCCAUGUCCUAAUCAAUUUUGUGAAGAGGUUAUUUUAGGUUCAUGUAAUACUCAAGAGGUCGCUUUAUCUCCCAUCAAAGAACCCGAAAAUGAGACUUUUGAAAAGCUGUCUAUCCCAGAAAUAAACUGCGCUCCAGAAGCAUCAUCAUUUAUUGCUGAAGAGGAAAACACAAGUUGUGCUUUUAGUUUGAAAUGCAAAGACGAUUCAGAUGUUCCUAUAAAAACCAUAGAAAACAAUCCUCCUUCUUCUGUGAAUUCUCCUACCCCAUUAAUUCUCACAGACAAAGUAAAUGAGCAAAGCAUAGCCACCAACCCUAAAAGUAACUCACAGGUCACCAUUCCAGAUCAUCCAGUGAGCACCAGUUUAAGCCAUAAAACUCAUGAAGAUACUCAAUCUGAUGAUUCUAGAUCAAUUCUGGAGGCAACAACUACUCCUUUAGAAAAGCUCCAAGAGCAAGACUAUCCAACACAAAGGCUGGAAGAAUCGAAACUGUCCUCCCAGGAGAUACAAAAGGAAAGUCUUGAGGCAGUUGUAGGUCCAAAUUGCCCAGUAUUUGCUCUUUCACCAUUUUGGGAUGAAAUGGAGAAGUUGACAAUAAAUGACAUUUUACAUCUCAGAUCAGUCCAUAACAGAUCUCCUAUGAGCAGAAGUAUAAUUUCUGAUGAGAGUGAUGUCCAUCUUGAAGACAAAGAACUGCUGACUUCUAAACAUGAUGGUGUACAAGAAAGCGGUUUGAUGGAUGACUCUGCAGACUCCGACUAUUUCACGCAUGUAGAUGAGUCUAAACCAGACCGUUCCAGUUGUGAACUCUCUACUUUCUCAGAUUGCGAUGAAGAGUUUCUUCAAAUACUUAACAGAAGUGGAAACCCCAGUCCUGAGCCUCAACAUGUCAAAGAACAGACUGAAAAUUUGACGUCUAGAUACAUCCCAGGCUAUGAAUUUGAUCCAAGUACUGAAACUGAAUCUCUAGACUUUAUAAAUCUGAGUCAUCAGGAUGGAAUCCCACAUUAUUCAUAUCCAGCUAUAGAGCUACAAAGCUUAUUUCUUACAUCUAGUCAGGACACUAAUGACAAUCCUUAUGAGCUGGAAGACAUCAGGAAAACACCUGUUUUAUCAUUCGACAAUACAGCAGAUAAUCAAUCCAUGUUAACCUUUUCUGAGAUUUUGGCUAAGGACAUUAAUGGAGCUGGAUCCUCAGACACACUCAGCAGCACUGUUGCCUCGUUUCCAUUUGCACAAAACUUGUCUGUAUGUGAGAUGUAUGAUGAUUUCUUUGCAGACUUUGAAAUUGGGAAUUUUCUCUUUCCUCCAACCCAAGAUAAGACUGUUCCCAUCUUCUCUGCCUCACGCUCAGGGGUGAGAGAUUUGGUAUUCCCUCAGGUGGUGGAACUGGAUUUUGGCCCAGAUUUUGAACAAGAUAAUAUGCCAAUAAGAGACCUGGCUCCCUUUAGUAGCCAGUCUGAAAUGUCUACUUGUCCCUCAGGAAUGCCAAACCUGUGUUUUUCCAUGAGUCAAAGAGGAAACUGGAGUAGUCUUUUCUCUCUGAGAAGAAUAAGAUUCAUAGGAAAGGGGAGCACUUGGCACCACAAAGUCAGCUCUUGGAUUUUCCCAAAAGAAGCAAAAGAGACAUCGUAUGUAUCAAGAGCUCAACUGAUGCAAGUGGGGAACAACUCCCUCCUGGCAGAGCCACAGCAAUGUGCCGUAUUUAUUUCAAAAAAAGACGACUUUAUCUUUUCUUUAAAGCAGGCAGAUAUGUGCCUGGUUUGUAUUGCCUUUGCUUCCUGGGUAUUGAAAUCCUCUAAUUCACAGUCAACAGACAUGUGGAAAACAGCUCUCCUGGCAAACAUAAGUGCGAUCUCAGCCAUCCAGUACUUGCGGAAAUAUGGAAAAGGACACAGCUGAGGAUCAUCCAUGAUGUCUUUCCAAAAAUUCUCAGAAGGGGCCAGUAAAAUAACAAUGGUUCAUUUUGCACAAAUUUAAACCAUGCACAAUGUAAAUACGUUUUUGAAAUGAUUGCAAACAAGACCAUCAAGUUUAUCAUUAAAAUUACAUUUAUUCAGACAGAGAAAUUAGGUUGAUAUGGACCAGAAGAUCACUAGCAGGUCUGUAUCAGAAAUAUUUUGAAGUUAAGCUCUACUGAGCAUAAACACAUUGUUUAUAUACUUGAGGUAUAGCUUUUUGCUUAGUUCACGAAGAAGAAGAAGAAGAAGAAGAAGA